This is a messenger RNA of Myzus persicae (green peach aphid), 1414 nucleotides long. RefSeq names its product UPF0729 protein CG18508. Lineage: Eukaryota; Metazoa; Arthropoda; Insecta; Hemiptera; Aphididae. Bases 276 to 548 code for a protein of 90 amino acids. The transcript is spliced from 2 exons. The record is from RefSeq and is a predicted model, not a curated record.
UGAGUAACACACAAAUACACAAUCGACAUUUAUUUUUCUUGGUUCUUAUCGUGGUACAGCUUACAAAUUAAAAAAUACCAACUAAAUAUUGUUAUUAGGAUUUUUGUAUUUCUUGCCGAUCGAAUAAAACAAUCAUUAUUAUAAGUCGUCUUAAAGUAACAAGUAUCCCCCGCUGGUGUUUGGUGUCUUCUGUUGAGCAUUUCAUUGAACUACACAAUCGACUGUGAUUCUUUGUUUCCAUUUCUCGAUUUUGCCAGAUAUCAACAUUUUUCAUAAUGGUUUGUGUUCCAUGUGUGCUUGUACCGUUGUUGCUCUUCUUAUGGGGUAUUAUCAAGCCUAUGUUAAACUGGUUCAGGACACCAGUAGAAAAUUCUGAAGACCAAAAUAACACUGGCGAUGAUCAAGUUUGUUCAUUGCUGUCAUCUUGCCCGUGCAUCAAUAAAAACAUAAAAUCAUCCACGGAUCAAGCAGAAAACAAGAUGAACAAGAGUGGAACAUUACUUAAAGAACCACUCGAAACAUCUGAUACCAACAAAAAAGACCUUUAAAUGCGCUAUUACUUUAAUUAUAAGAACAUAAAAUGAUUUUUAUUAUAGCUGUGGUUGAUUGUUGAUGGUUCUAUUAGUUUAUACAAUCAUUUUUAUUUAAUACAAUGUUAUAAUCUAUAUUUUAAUGUCUUCUGCUUAUUCAAUCAUAGACGCAAUAAACUGUUUUAAGUUAGAAUCAACAAAUUUCACUAAAAAUGGUAUUUUAGAUUAGUCAGAAGUUUAAAUAUAAUUUGUUAUUGAAUCUAUCAGUUUAUUUUUACAGAAGACUAUUUUACCUGAAUUUUAUUUACCCUUUGUCAUGAUAUGUUACUUGUAAUCAUUGUAUUUAUUAUCAUUCCAUGAUCAUUGUAAUUACAUUCAAGAUCUUUUCAUUUUUUUAAAAAACCAACUUUUAAUUACAAUUCAAAUUUAAAACGAAUGUAAAAGAAAGAGUUUUACCUCUUUAUGUUUAUGUUUUUAGUUGUGUAUACAUGAUGGGAAAUAUAUUAAUAAUUGAAUUAAUAUUUCUCCGCUCAUAUUUAACAUAUCUUAAGCAUUUUUAUUGUUGAAUAGAAAUGUAAUUUGAAUAAUAAUUGUUUAAUUUUACCAUGAGCCAUUGACUUUCUUAAUGAAGUUAUUUUGAUGACACCUUACAUUUUAUUUUAAUUUAUUAUACAAUAAAUUCAUUAUUAUGGUAUUAACUGUUUAUUAGGUACUUAAAAUUUUUUAAUUUUUAAUAGUUUUUUAUAAUUUUAACAGUCAAUACAUUUGAAUCAAUUAUACACUAGUGUAAUCAGUAAGAGUAAUAAUUCACUAUGUAAUUUAUCACAUAUUGUUUUUAAUUUAUGUUUAAAAAGUGUAUUAUUAAUAAAAUUAUUAAAAAUGUA